This is a messenger RNA of Trypanosoma rangeli, 396 nucleotides long. RefSeq lists its product as uncharacterized. The transcript has a single exon. The record is from RefSeq and is a predicted model, not a curated record. The coding region runs from base 1 to 396 and encodes 131 amino acids. Lineage: Eukaryota; Euglenozoa; Kinetoplastea; Trypanosomatida; Trypanosomatidae.
AUGGAGAACCCUGAAAAUGUGUUGUAUCCGAGUGAGGAGAUGAUGGUCCGCCUGGUGGAGGAACAAAUUUGGUGCGGCUAUGAAGGCAUUGAGCCAUCAGUUAAAAUUCCCUUAGAAAACGAAAAUAUCACCUAUUUGCGCGAAACCCUUUUUCCUACUCUUAUUCCGGCGCUCUAUGAUUUAGUGAGGCGUGAGCAGCGGCGACUUUCUCAACCGUGUGCGUUUCCCGACCGAUACCAGACAACAGGAAAUACUAAUCCAGUGACCUGGCUAGCGCAGUACCUUCUUCGCAACAAUACGUAUCAUAGUACGAAUCUUCGCAACCAUCCUUAUGUAUUGGUCAACAAUGAGGUGAUAAGGAAGCAAAAGGAGGCCAGAAAAGCUGCCGAUUCUUAG